CAGGAACGACACCCCGGACACCUCCCACCACGCACUGUACAACCUCAACAAUCCAGCGGAAAGCGUGUGUAGUUCUCGUGCCCGUUAUCGCUGGGGAGUUUUACGGUUCGCUGAAACCGCUGCUGCCUCUUUCGCUUGCGCCUUUGGAGGGAGGGAGACAGAAGCAUCCGCCGAAUAACUUGGGGAACGGCGAAGAGUCAUGGCUCGGCGACUACAGAAGGAGCUGGCGGAGCUCCGCAAGAACAAACUGGAGUGGUGUGACAUCCAGCCCAUGGAUGACGACAUCAUGCGGUGGACAGCCAUGUUGGUUGGACCGGAUGACACGCCCUUCGGCGGAGGUUGCUUCAACCUGGAGAUCGAGUUCCCGGCAGAGUACCCUUUCAAAGCACCCAAGGUGAGGUUUGUGACGCGCAUCUACCACCCCAACGUGAAGACAGACUCGGGGGAGAUUUGCUCGGACAUCCUCAACGAGAACUGGGGGCCGACGCUCAACGUCACCUACGUGCUCAACACCAUCCGCCAGAUGUUGCAGGAGCCUCACGCGGACAACCCUCUGGAGGCGGACAUCGCGAGGCAGCUCGCGGAGGACAAGGACGCCUUCACGCAGACGGCAAAAAAGUGGACCCUCGACUUCGCCAGUCCGUGACGGAGGCUACAUACAAUAGGAGGACGGCGAUACUGUAGCUGUCUUUGUCCCCAGAGGGAGAGGAAGCCCGUCUUUCCCCCUCCCGGGGGGGGGGGCUCCGUCACAUGCCGUUGACCACGCAUGCAUACAUAGCUUUCGAUGGUUGAUAUAGAAACUACUCCAGGGGGGGGGGGUAGGUACAGGGGGUCCGAAUCUUGUGUUCUGGAGCUGCUAGUUCCAGUGUUGGUGCCAUACCUGCGUGUUGGUGGUCGGCUCGGUUAUCUCUUGGAUGUCGCCUGCCGCACCGUUAGGUCCCCGCUUCCGCUUUUUUCUGUUUUGUGAUGUCGGGAUCUCGUCAUACCCCACCCCCCCUGAAAAAAUGCAACAAGAGUAGGUCGUCGUUGUUAUGGUAUCUUGGAGGACGAACGCUAUGGGGCAUUUUUAGGGCGUGUGGUGGUCCGUGUCCUGGCUUGGCUUGGCUUGUAUCUACGUUUUUGUGUUAGUUCGUGUUUUUGCCCUCUUUGCUUUUUCUUGUUUGAUUGGUCUAGUCUAGUCCACGCCGUGUGACUUUUUAUUUUUGUUUUUUGUUGGGUCAUGCACAAACCCCAUUGCUGUGUGGUGGACUCGUUCCACCAUGGUGGCGCCACCCGCUCGCACGCCGAAACGGGGCGGCAACAAAGGCGGGGUUUGUACAUGAACGAGUGGCAAAGUCGAUAUCGACUACAAGUAAUACCAAUUUUUGGUUAUAUGCAAUAGGCCGUGUACUCUAACGAAGAUCGAAAAAUGAAACCAAAGAAAAAAUCAAACCGGUCGAGCUCUGAUUGGUCGGAAGACCAAAUGACGCGUUGUCUGGGUUUCCAGCAGAGCUCCGUUUUAAUUUCCUGGCUUCGAGGUAACGCAAAAAAAUUGGAGAGAGCAUUUACUUAACGAAAAAAUCACCAAGGAUACAGGCUUCCUUCCCUCCCUGGAAGGAGACCGAGGCGGCGGGUAGUCUAUCUACCCCCAACCGGGGGC
Messenger RNA from Ectocarpus siliculosus, 1639 nucleotides. The record is from the annotation of a GenBank genome assembly. NCBI's taxonomy places the organism in Eukaryota, Phaeophyceae, Ectocarpales, Ectocarpaceae.